ACAAAGAAAAAGAAUAAAAACGCAAGUGUAUGGCGGGAACAACCCUAACUUUUUCUUUCUUACUUUUUCAAAUUAAAUUUCAUUUUAAGCAGAAAUAUUAAUUUAUUUAAACAAAACAAACACGAGACUAGACGCAAACAAAUCCACCAAACGAGUAUUGGAAUCAUUUUUCUGCAAAUGGCGCAGAAGAAGAAGAAAGCUAGGGUUCCCGAAGAUGAAGAAGGAAUCGAAGCUGAACCUCAAAAGAACCUCUACCAGGUUCUUGGCGUGGAAAGAACUGCAUCUCAACAGGAAAUAAAGAAGGCGUACUACAAGUUGGCAUUGCAGCUACAUCCUGAUAAGAAUCCUGGUGAUGAGGAAGCUAAAGAGAAAUUUCAGCAACUGCAAAAAGUUAUCUCAAUUCUUGGGGAUGAAGAGAAACGGGCCCUGUAUGAUCAGACUGGUUGUGUUGAGGAUGCUGAUCUUGCUGGAGAUGUUGUUCGGAAUCUUCAUGAGUUUUUCAGAACAAUGUACAAGAAGGUCUCUGAAGUUGAUAUUGAGGAGUUUGAAGCAAACUAUAGGGGAUCUGACUCGGAGAAAAAUGAUUUGAUUGAUCAAUACAAGAAGUGUAAGGGUAAUAUGAACAGGCUUUUCUGUUCAAUGCUUUGUUCAGAUCCUAAACUUGACUCGCACCGAUUCAAGGAUAUUCUUGAUGAGGCUAUAGCAGCCGGAGAACUAAAGACAACAAAAGCCUACCAGAAAUGGGCUAAGGAAGUAUCUGAAACCAAACCUCCAACAAGUCCUUUAAGGAGGAGGGCAAAGUCAAAUAAUCAGUCGAAAACAGACCUGUAUGCAAUCAUUACACAACGCCUAAAUGACAGGAAAGACCAGUUUGAUUCAAUGUUCUCGUCUCUUGUUUCAAAAUAUGGUGGAGGUGAUAUGCCAGAACCCUCUGAGGAGGAAUUCGAAGCUGCACAGAGAAAGCUGGAGAGUGGAAGAUCCUCAAAAAAAUCAAAGCAAUCAAAGCGGAAGUAA
Gastrolobium bilobum is the source of this 1014-nucleotide messenger RNA. RefSeq names its product chaperone protein dnaJ 6-like. The transcript is spliced from 8 exons. Lineage: Eukaryota; Viridiplantae; Streptophyta; Magnoliopsida; Fabales; Fabaceae. The record is from RefSeq and is a predicted model, not a curated record. Bases 178 to 1014 code for a protein of 278 amino acids.